Messenger RNA from Puntigrus tetrazona (Sumatra barb), 1821 nucleotides. NCBI's taxonomy places the organism in Eukaryota, Metazoa, Chordata, Actinopteri, Cypriniformes, Cyprinidae. The record is from the annotation of a RefSeq genome assembly.
GUGACUAUAAUUAUAUACUCAUCACUUAUAUUAGUACUACUCACCCUAGUAUAUCCUCUCCUAAAAACACUAUACCCUAAUCAAAAACUAGAGCUCUCAAAAAUAACCAAAACUGCUGUAAGUUCCGCAUUUUACAUUAGCCUUCUACCACUUAUGAUUUACUUAAACCUAAAAACAGAAGGAAUUAUCAUAAACUGACAAUGAAUACAAAUCCAAACACUAAACAUAGACAUUAGCCUAAAAUUUGAUUUCUACUCAUUAAUCUUUGUCCCACUCGCCCUGUUCAUCACUUGAUCAAUUCUAGAGUUUGCACUAUGAUAUAUACACUCCGACCCAAAUAUUAACCAAUUCUUUAAAUUCUUACUAAUAUUCCUACUAGCUAUAAUUACCCUAGUAACAGCAAACAACUUGUUUCAACUAUUCAUUGGCUGAGAAGGAGUAGGAAUUAUAUCAUUCCUCCUCAUCGGAUGAUGACACGGACGAGCAGACGCCAACACAGCAGCGAUCCAGGCUAUAAUAUAUAACCGAGUAGGAGACAUCGGGCUAAUCUUAACUAUAUCCUGAUUCGCAAUAAAUCUAAACUCCUGAGAAAUUCAACAAGUCUUUAUAGCAUCAGAAAACAUCGACAUAACCCUGCCCAUGCUGGGAGUGGUCCUAGCAGCCAUAGGAAAAUCAGCUCAAUUCGGCCUACACCCAUGACUUCUUUCUGCCAUGGAGGGCCCCACACCAGUAUCCGCCCUACUGCACUCUAGUACCAUAGUAGUUGCAGGAAUUUUCUUAUUAAUCCGCCUUCACCCAUUAAUAGAAAACAACCAAUUAACCCUAACAACCUGCCUAUGCCUAGGCGCAUUAACUUCACUGUUUACAGCCACCUGCGCUCUGACCCAAAAUGACAUCAAAAAAAUCGUAGCCUUAUCAACAUCAAGUCAACUAGGGUUAAUAAUAGUUACCAUUGGACUCAACCAACCACAACUAGCUUUCCUUCACAUCUGUACCCAUGCAUUCUUCAAAGCCAUACUUUUCCUUUGCUCCGGAUCAAUUAUCCAUAGCUUAAAUGGCGAACAAGACAUCCGAAAAAUAGGAGGCUUAUUCCACACCAUGCCAACUACCGCAACCUACUUCACAAUUAGCAGCCUGGCCCUUAUAGGAACCCCAUUCCUAGCAGGAUUUUUCUCAAAAGACGCAAUUAUUGAAGCCCUAAAUACCUCCCACUUAAACGCCUGGGCCCUAGUCAUAACACUAAUUGCCACAUCAUUCACUGCAGUUUAUAGCUUUCGAUUAAUUUACUUCGUUACAAUAGGAACCCCACGACUCUUACCAAUAACACCUAUUAACGAAAACGACCCCUUAGUAAUUAACUCAAUCAAACGACUUGCCUGAGGAAGUAUUGUAGCAGGCUUUAUUAUUACACAAAAUUUUCCACCAACAAAAACCCCAAUCAUAACCAUACCAAUUCUAAUAAAAACAGCAGCCAUCAUCGUAACCAUCUUAGGUUUAAUAAUAGCAUUUAAACUAGCCGACAUGACAAAUAAACAAGUAAAAGUUAUCCCGGUCAUCAAAACACACCACUUCUCAAACCUAUUAGGAUUCUUCCCAACAAUAAUUCAUCGAAUCCUACCUAAACUUAAACUUACACUAGGCCAAACAACCGCAACCCAACUCGACAAAACUUGAUUAGAAACCGCCGGACCUAAAAGCCUAUCACUAAUACAAAUAAGCAUAUCAAAAAUUAUAAAUGACAUAGCCCAAGGAAUAAUCAAAACAUACCUAGCCAUCUUUGCCCUAACCCUAAUACUAGCUAUCAUCCUAAUAAUCCUUUAA